Molecule: messenger RNA, 4979 nt
Organism: Hymenoscyphus albidus
Lineage: Eukaryota; Fungi; Ascomycota; Leotiomycetes; Helotiales; Helotiaceae
Source: the annotation of a GenBank genome assembly
UAGCCUGUCUUCUGGAUGAAUGCAGAGGCUUAAUGUCACGUUGUGGCAGCAUGGCUCACAUGGCAGGCAGUGGUAGUCAGAUCAUCAAAUUGCCAUCUACAGAAGACCACUCCCGUAUCCCGUAUCGUUCAGAAACUUACUUCAACAACCGUCUGACUCUUGUCGGCUCCCUCCGCAGGCAAUGCCAUCUCUGGCAUGAACUGCAGCCUCCUCCCCUCGAACCCAGAGUUAAAGAGCUUACCACUAUCGAGGCUCCAGAGAUGGGGCAUGCCAUAGGGCGGAACAAUCAAACCACCGUUCCGUGGUGGAUUUCUUUGGUUCGUGGAAUCCUGUGUUAUUGACACUCGAAACCUCCAGACUGAUGCAUCAAAACCAUAUCCGGAAAAACCUCGUCUUAGCUGGUUUAUAUCUGGUUUUGGGUCUAUUUAUGGCCUAGUCAGCUUGACUCAAGCUCUUUUUUGGUCAUUCUCAAUCCUUCAUCGGACGACAUUGGUCUCUUUUCAGUGACAUGACGCGGACAAUCUCUUAACAGUCUUGAAAAGGCCGCAAUCGAGAACGUUCUACUGCUUCAUGCAUCGUAUUUCGUAUCAUCGAAGCACCAGCGUGCCGGUCGAUGUCCUGACCGCCUUUCGCCUGUGACACUCGAGAAGGUUUUUCUGGGAAAACUCCAUGAAAUUCUUGUUUUCCGCUGGGUGAGAUUAUUCCUCCAUCUAUCGCAAUUUGUAGAGGCGAAAAGAGGCUGGAGAGUGAUUGAAGGAUGCGACUGAGCCAAAAGCAAUUUGUCUGGAACAACCUCUCAAAUUGCCUGAUAAGUACCUCCUUCGAAUAUGGAUCUAAGCAUUAUUGAUAGAACCAGUUUGCCUCAUUGCUUAUUGGUCAUUCCCAGCUUUCUUUUCCAUAUUCCCUAAUUAAUCCCUUGUCAGAACUCUGGUAGCCUUGCGUUCAUUGAGAUACUACGGCAUGGUUGGUGGAUUUCCAAUCGCGUCUUUUGUGGUACCGAAAGCCACUUGUUGGACCUCUGAGCUUGAGUGGUGGGAAGGUUGUAUUUUGGAAAUCCAUUGCUCUUGGUCGCUUUGAAGUUGUGCUCAUUCUGUCUGAUUGUUGUUUCCUUAGGUGCAUAUCGUUAAUACUUUCCGUCAGUCUACCCCCACUCUUACCAAUAUCUGCGAGUUUUCGGAGAGCUCCAUCCAAAGAGAUAAAUGUCGAUAGUUUCUUUGGUCAAUAUAUGUGGUAUUUGAUAGAGAUAGUGGGGGCUCAAGAAGGAACAAGUGACCUACGAUUAUUCUCAAGUGGGAUUACAGUAGCUGAACCCAAAAAGCUGACGAUGUUGUUCUGAAUACACUUACGUAUCAAGUCUUCUGCCAUUGUGUUUGGUGAAAUCACAACUGCUCCGCAGAAGAUUCAAAAGACCUACUCCUUUGAAUCCUCCAUGGCCUUUCCCCAUCAGCAUCAACCACUCCACAAUAGACUUCAAGGCCCUAAUCAAAGCAUGCAAAACGCUGUUGCACCGCCUUAAUUCCCAUAGCAUUUGCGAGAUUGGGAUUUAGGCAGUGCUCCGUUGCGUAUGAAUCCGCGGUUGAAUGAAUCUCGCUGCCGAUUUGCCAUUUGAACAGAAUGGCAGAGCAAUCUCGUGUUCCAACUUCCGGCUGAGUUGGUCGCAAGCCAUUUUGAAGUAUCAGGCCCAUUCGCCCGAUGGGUACGCUGCACAAUAUGACCCAGUGAAAUGGUAUCGGCUGAUUUGGUGCAUUAGAUUACUGGAGUUUAUCAUUUAAGAUUCUGGACGUUAUUGACAUGAAGUUAUCGCAAGAUGUUGGACAUCAGAAGAAGAACAAAACUCAUCAAGUCGUCCUCAGUCACCGACCUCCGAAGAUGACCCGCUUCAAAGAACACCAUCGUCAUCGAGUCUCCAAAGACCCACGUUUCUCCCACUGUCAGUUUGGUGCUCCAUUAAUCCCCACCCACGAACUCCAGAUUUUGAGGGAAUGGGGGAACUGGGGAGCCCCAAGUUUUCAAAUGCUUGAAGCUCACAAAAUGGAAACCCCGAAUUUGGCGCGUGAAAAGGAGAGCAUGUUGGCGUCCACGAAUCGUGGGUUUCGCACUUCCAGAGCUUUUUGGGGGGCCGUUGGGUCAGGCCCGAGAUAGUUCCGCGUCCUUUCGUACAUUUGCAUACGGUAUGUGGCAAAUUGACUCUCUGGCUUCCCCAUGGAGAAGGACCCUACGACCGGGUUUUUAGUAAUGGAUAUUGGUCUUGGAUUUCUUAUUUUUUUAUCACUCUCAAUUUACUUCCGAGAAGAAAAGCUGAUGAUUCAGUCAACGACUCUAGAUGUUCAUCGCCAGUCGCAAUUAAGAGUGCUUCGAGUGUUCACUGUUGUCCAUUUGAGGCUCCACAAGUGCAGAAAAUGAGGGUCUUCUUUUCGGGCCGGGCCCGAUUUUAUGGAUCGCUGUCCCGGGGAUUACCACCGAACACGACGUCAUUGUAUUUUUUCCAAUGCUCCAGAUGCUGUUUACGUUGACCAAGUUAUAGAGUACAUCUGGAAGUGUGGAGUACGAAUUCGCUCCUGGUGCCUAAGAUGCCCCAGAUUCUCCUCGCUGUAAUCCAGUCCUGCCACAACUCUACUAUCCGAGCUCCACCCAACCAACCUCGCAAGUGCCAGUGAACCGGCACGAUGGAAAUGAAUUCAAGGAGCUGAAUCAGAUGACAUCGUCAUAAUUUCUCAAACCGGAUGCGCCGUACUACUCUACUCUAGUACUCCAUUCGGUCUGGGGAUUGUUGCUCCACUCCCCAGAUUUUCCAAUUGUAUAAGAUAUAUCUGAUUCCUCAUUCUUUAUCUCCUUUUAUCCAAAUCAAUCAACAUCAACGUUUUCCACCAUCAUGAAUAAACUCAAUUUCUCCAAGAAGAAGCGUGAUUCUUCGAAUAGCUAUAAUUCGACCGCUGUGCCUUCUGCUAAUGGUUCGCCGAGAAACACCAUUGAUCAUGUCAGCGAGAAACCAGUUGCACCUGUAGCCGACCAUGCGGCAAAUUCAGAAAAAGUACCUAGUGUCACUAUGAAAACGUUUUUCAUGACAAUUCUAGUCGCAAUGGGUGGAUUCAUCUUCGGUUAGCAUAUCCUAAUCCAGUUCCAGAAUUCUACUAACACGCACUCAGGUUACGAUACUGGACAAAUCAGUGGUUUCUUAGAGAUGGAUGUUUUCUUGGAAAUGUUUGGAGAGGAAGGACCUAUUACCGAAAAAAGCCCUACUGGAUACCACUUCACAAAUGUUAGAUCUGGACUGAUUGUUGGUUUACUUUCGAUUGGUACUCUGGUUGGAUGUUUAAUCGCUGGACCACUUGCAAAUAAGUUUGGACGAAAAUGGUGCAUUCCUCCUUGGUGUAUGGUUUUCUGUCUUGGUGUUGUUAUCCAGGUUGCCGUUGGAGAUGGUAUGUGGGUUGGUAUUGUGAUGGGUAGAUGGUUGGCUGGUUUGGGUGUUGGUGCUCUUUCUGUUCUUGUGCCUUUGUAUAUGGCAGAAACAUCUCCAGUUUCGGUUCGAGGAGCGGUUAUAUCGUAAGUACCGUCACUUUUCUGUGAUGUGCUCAACUAAUUUUACUAGAUGUUAUCAACUCUUCAUCACUAUCGGUAUCUUCACAGCAGACUGCAUCAACUUCGGCACAGAAGCUAGAACUGAUACUGGCUCAUAUCGUAUCCCUAUGGCCGUGGGAUUCCUCUGGGCCAUCAUCCUCGGUGCAGGAAUCAUGUUCCUCCCUGAAUCACCCCGUCACGAUUGGAACCACGGCCGUUCAGACAGAGCACGAACAACCAUGUCCAAAUUUUAUGGUGUCUCCGAGACCCAUCCCAUCAUCGUUAACGAAACAAGGGAAAUCCAAAGUAUCAUGGAAGCCACCCAAGGUGACCACCCAUGGUACGAAGCUGUCACAGGUCCACGUAUGUUCUAUCGUGUCGCCCUCGCUAUGUCUUUGCAAAUGCUCCAACAACUCACGGGCGCAAACUACUUCUUCUACUACGGCACAACCGUCUUUUCCGGGGUCGGAAUCGACAACUCCUUCGUCACCUCCAUGAUCCUGGGCGGUGUCAAUGUGGGUGCGACCUUCCUGGGUGUCUACAUGGCAAAACACACUCGUCGUCGUGAGACACUUUAUAUCGCUGCUCUCUGGCAGUUCGUCUGUUUCCUCGUCUUCGCAUCCGUCGGACAAUUCCUCUUCAAGAACGCACCCGAGGGAUCAUCCAUCGCCAAAACUGCAGGCACCGUCAUGAUCGUCUUCGCCUGUCUCUUCAUCGUCGGCUUCGCCUCCACCUGGGGUCCCCUCGUCUGGGCCUGCAUCGGCGAAAUGUUCCCCUACCGCUACCGCGCCGUCGCCAUGGCAUUCGCCACGUCCGCCAACUGGUUCUGGAACUUCAUGCUCGCCUUCUUCACGCCCUUCAUCACGGGCGAGAUCCAAUUCGCCUACGGCUACGUCUUCGCGGGCUGUAACCUGGCGGCGUUUGUGGUGGUCUACUUCUUCCUCAUUGAAAGUAGCGGCAAGACGCUGGAGGAGGUUGAUGCGAUGUAUCUCAUGCAUGUCUCGCCCCGCAAGAGCGCCAAGUUCGAGUUCGAUCUUGAGACUAAGACCCAUUUGAAGGAGAUGAUUAAUACGGAUGCGAUGCAUCUUACGGGACGGGGACGGAAUAUGAAGAAGGUUAAUGAGGGCUCCCGGGAGGCGUUUAUGCAUAGUGAGAAUGUGCCUGUGCAUACGGGGCCGGCGGUUAGUUCGGGGGCUAAGCCUUGAUUGAUGGGUUGAGGGGAGGGUUUUGUUUCUCUCGUCUUUUUGGAUGGUGUUUGUGGUUUAUAGUACCCCAUUUGUGGCAUUUCUAGGCGUUUUUGGGGGUGUUGGUGUAAUGCUUUUUGAGCGAGUCAUGGAUAGAUGGUUUAUAUAUCUAGAACGAGGUCAUAGAUGGUAAGUAGGUUGUGUAUCAUACCCUAGAUUCAAAAAUCAAGAUUCGAA